This is a messenger RNA of Miscanthus lutarioriparius, 753 nucleotides long. Lineage: Eukaryota; Viridiplantae; Streptophyta; Magnoliopsida; Poales; Poaceae. The record is from the annotation of a GenBank genome assembly.
AUGGAGGGCGCGGCGCAAACCUUGCUCAGCAGGCGCCCGGCGUUGCUUAGCGUCGCCGGCCAAGUUCUUGAGCUGCGGGACGAACUGGAGGCCAUCAACGCCCUCCUCAUCAUGCAGUCCGAGGCAGAGGAUGGGGCCGUGGACCGCUUCCUCCAGGUGUGCAUGAGGCAGCUGCGCGAGGUUGCGUACAACGCGGAGGACUGCAUCGACCUCUACACACUCCGCGUCGAGUCCCGGCGGCCCAACGACGGCGUGCGCGCCUGUCUGGGACGCCUGCUCGGGACGCUCCUGUCUCGCCGCCGCCUCGCCGGCCAGAUCGGCGCCCUCCGUGCCCGCGCCGUAGCCAUCAGCGAGCGCCAGGCGCGGUUCGGCGUCAACCGAGACGCUCUGCGCCGCUGCUCCCCUCCUUUGCUGCCUGCUGCCCCCAUGCCAGUGUCAGUGUCCGCUCCAGCUAACGACGCCGCCGACCGCCGCCACCGCCGCCUGGUCAGCAUCGCGGAGCAGGCUCAUAAACUGGCUGCACGGCUCAAGGCGCCGGUUGGCGACGAGGGUGAACGCAAAGGCUGUUUUUUCCAUCGUCGGGUUCGGCGGACUUGGCAAGACGACGCUGUCCACAGAGGUGUGCCGGCUGCUGGAAGCGGAGUUCCCGUGGCAGGCGAUGGUGUCGGUGUCUCGGGCCUUCCAGCCGACCAGGGACCUCAAGCUGUUGCUCACCAACCUUCUUCGGCAGGUCGUCAAGCCCGAAACAGCUGA